AUGGAUCGCCUCAAUCAGACCCUUGACGGUAGCCGUGUCAUGCACACGGAUAUCGACAAGGAGUUUCCCGUUACGCAGACUGACGUCCACACUCACCCACAAUCCUCCCGCACGAGCACGGACACCGAGUCCGAUACCAAGACCCUCGAUCAACCCGAUUCCCUCGAGCUCUCGCGCAUCGAAACACACCGUCUCCAGCAAAAGACCACCGUCGGGUCAACGCGAGGCCCCCAGCCGCGAGAAACGUGGCUGCCAAUGGGCGCGGGCAAGGAAUAUCCGCCUCUUAUUCCGGACCCCGAGGGCUUCGUGGUCGAGUUUGAUGGAGCCGAUGAUCCGAUGCAUCCGUAUAACUGGACGUUGAUGAGGAGAAUAUUCCUCGUCUGCAUCCUCUCAUACAGUACAUUCGCGACAUCAUUCACGAGCGCCGUUUUCUCCGCCGGUAUAUCGGCCGUGACGAAAGAAUUCAACAUCGGGUCUGAAGUCGGGUCGCUGGGCGUAACGCUCUACGUCCUUGGCUUUGCCGCCGGCCCGAUCGCCUGGGCGCCCAUGUCCGAAGUCAUCGGCCGACGGCUGCCGAUCUGUCUCGGCAUCUUUGGGUGCGGAAUUUUCACUGUCGCUUGCGGAGCAGGAAAAGAUAUCCAGACGAUCAUGAUAACGCGGUUCUUCGCGGGCUUGUUCGCGGCGAGCCCCGUGUCCGUUGUGCCGGCCGUCUUCGCAGACCUAUUCUCAACUGCCCAGCGCGGAAUUGUCAUGUCCGUCUUUUGCAUGGCGGUGUUCGUCGGACCCUUCGCUGCGCCGUUUGUCGGCGGCUUCAUUGCCAUGACGCUGGGUUGGCGGUGGAUCCUGUACAUCUCGGCGAUCAUGGUCUUCCUCGGGUCCGUGCUUGCGUUUUGCUUCAUGGAUGAGACGUAUGCGCCUGUGAUUCUGGUGCACAAGGCCGCGGUUCUGCGGAGGCAGACGCAUAACUGGGGGAUCCACGCGAAGCAGGAUGAGGUGGAGGUGGAAUUUGGGCAGUUGGUACGGAACAACUUCUUGCGUCCGUUGAGGAUGCUCGUCACUGAGCCGAUUCUGCUUUUGGUGUCGCUGUACAUCUCUUUCGUGUAUGGGCUCAUGUAUGCCCUUCUAGGCGCGUACCCGGUUGUCUUCCAGCAGGUGUACGGGAUGAACCUUGGUGUCGGCGGACUGGCUUUCGUCGGGCUGAUCAUUGGCGAGCUCGUCGGGGGAGCAUAUGUGCUUAUGCUUCAAGGCUCAUACAAGCGCAAACUCGACGCAAACCACGGCCAACCCGUGCCGGAAUGGCGCCUGACCCCGGCCAUCGUCGGAUCCGUCGCGUUCACGGCCGGUCUGUUUUGGUUCGGAUGGUGCGGGUACAGAGAUGAUAUCCACUGGAUGGCGCCUGUUGCGUCGGGCGUCCUCACUGGACUCGGCAUCUUCUGCAUCUUCCUGCAGUGCUUCAACUAUAUCGUUGACUGCUAUCCUACCUUGGCUGCUUCGACCAUUGCCGCCAACACGAUUCUCCGUUCAGCGGUCGGCUGUGCAUUCCCGCUCUUCUCGCGGCAGAUGAUGACGAACCUCGGCGUCCAGUGGGCUGGUACCCUGCUGGGGUGUAUCGCUGCUGCAAUGAUUCCAAUCCCGGUGUUGUUCCGCAUGUAUGGGCCGUGGUUGAGGCAGAGGAGCAAGCUGGCUUGCGCUUCUGUGUAUAAUCCUCAUAAGAAGGGAGAUGUAUGA
Aspergillus mulundensis is the source of this 1728-nucleotide messenger RNA. Its product is annotated as MFS transporter. Gene Ontology annotation, molecular function: transmembrane transporter activity. Gene Ontology annotation, biological process: transmembrane transport. Bases 1 to 1728 code for a protein of 575 amino acids. NCBI's taxonomy places the organism in Eukaryota, Fungi, Ascomycota, Eurotiomycetes, Eurotiales, Aspergillaceae. The transcript has 2 exons. The record is from RefSeq and is a predicted model, not a curated record.